AUGGCCUGGCAGUCUCCUUCUGCCAUGGCUGGGAAUGGAGGAGGACUUGGGGGUGCGCCAGGUGAGGGGAUGCCCAAUCAUCCUCACCCACAAGGGACCGAAUAUACAUUGCAAGGUGUUAUGCGCUUCCUUCAAACCGAAUGGCAUCGGCAUGAGCGAGACCGUAACGCCUGGGAAAUUGAGCGCGCGGAGAUGAAGUCUCGCAUUGGACGCCUGGAGGGCGAUAUUCGAACAAGCAAACGAUUACACGAAUCUCUCGGAAAGCAUGUCAAAAUGUUGGAGAUGGCAUUAAAAAAGGAGCGGGAAACGGUCCGCAGCCUACGCAAUGGAGAAAAAGUCGACGAUAUUCGCGACCCAAAGGAAGUUGCCAGGGAAAACUUGAGACAUCUACCGCAAACCAGCAAAACGAAGACUGCUUUCUUAGUUCCUGAACUAGAGAACGACCCAGCUCAGGCCGACUUUCGACAAGAUGCAGAACGCGAAAAGUCUCGUGUAUACCUCAGCAAAUGUGCACAAGAAGUUUCAUAUCAUGUCAUACCUGCCUCUCACCCGCCGCUGGAGUUCAGCGGUCAGGAUUUGCAAGGCAAUUUAUAUGGAGAUCAGCAACUACCACAACAAAGUCUUGAGGAGGCAUAUCACCAACAGAGGCAGAAACAGCAGCAGCAGCAGCAGAACAAUGUCAUGGUUCGUGAGUCUGCUAUACAGAGUCAUCAAUCAAUGCCAGCGAAUUAUGUGGAGAACAAUCGAUCAGCCCUUGCAGCUGCACAGGCGGAACGUCGAAACAUGGCCGCUCAAACCACAGCAAACAACACCGAAAAUUUUACAUCCGAUGAUUUGACGAAUAAUAAAGGCCACGCAGAUGAUUCUGGUCUGUCCCGUACUUCCCAAGCCUCUCUUCAGCAGAAAUCCCAGGAUGCACCCUCAGAGACUGGUGGCUGGAAUUUUGAAGAGGCCGCCCCAACGUCGGCCGUCCAGGUUGACACGACAUCUCAUCAUCGACCAGACACAGAUGCAUUUCCAAAAGCUAACUUUGUGCCUGCGAAAUCACCCACUCGCGGAUCCCAUCGACGCAAGAGCUCAGGCGCCGCGAGGCGGAAAAGCGAAGGCGCUGUAGACAGAGAGUCCGCAGCAUUGCAACACAACGUUGACUCUACGUUCAAAGUACGGUUUGCUCUCCGUGGUCAUCUGGACGUCGUGCGAUCGGUUAUCUUCACUGGUGGCGGUAGUCCAUCUGAACCUGAGAUAUGCACUGGUAGUGACGACGGAACUAUCAAACGAUGGAUUUUGCCUGCUUCAUACGGAAGUUUUGGGCCUGGAGCCGGAAACGACCUUGAUAUAACUAGUUAUUUCACACAUCGCGGCCAUGUCGGUGCUGUAACCUCGCUUGCCGCAUGUCCUGCGUCGCCUAAUUUCUCUAAUGGUGGUCGGGCAGUUGGUGACGGAUGGGUCUUCUCUGGCGGACAGGACGCUAGCAUUCGGGUCUGGGAACGUGGCCGAGUUGAUCCUAAAGCAACCUUGGAUGGCCAUACAGAUACUGUCUGGGGCCUAUGCAUCUUACCUGGUACAGCAGGCUCGAUAUUCGGAGAUGUUUGCAGUAACUACGGUGGUCCUGACCGCAUUCUACUCGCUUCUGGUGGCGCGGAUGGCCGCAUUAUCAUCUGGGCAGUGAGUGCACCGCCACAAGUCACGUCUCCUCAACCUGGUGCUAGACGAGGAGCUGGAGGUCGUCGAGCCAAUUCCAUUUCGUCUGGAUCCAACUUCCCUUCUUCUCCACAGCCUCACACAACCACAAGUACUGUCUUUAACUAUACCAUUGUCCAUAAUAUUGUUCGAACCGAGUCCCCAUCACCAACCUGUAUUAGCCCGUUGUCUCUUGCUGGUGUAAACUUUGUCGUCUCUUAUACCGACGCGUCGAUCCUUGUCUAUGAUACCAGAACGGGCGAGGAGGUUGUUGGAAUGGCCAGCUUGGAAACCUACGAUGGAACACCGUCAACAGGUGUAAACUCUGUUGUGACUUCGACUAUUGGUUUUGACGGAACCGCCAGUCUUGACCCGAAUCGGGCCUUGACAGAAGAAGAAGCAGUCGUGCACGGAGCAACAGGAACGAGCGGUGGAGUGGAGGGUGUUAUUAUCAGUGGCUAUGAGGAUAGGUACAUCCGAUUCUUCGAUGCAAACAGUGGACAAUGCACGUAUACCAUGCUAGCGCAUCCUUCUGCCAUCUCUUCCUUGUCCUUGUCACCAGAUGGUCGGGAACUUGUCUCCGCCGGACACGAUGCAAGCCUGCGAUUUUGGUCGCUAGAAAAGCGUAGUUGCACCCAAGAAAUCACCAGCCACCGGUUAAUGCGUGGAGAAGGCGUCUGCUCAGUAGUAUGGAGCCGUGAUGGCCGAUGGGUUGUUAGUGGAGGAGGAGAUGGUGUCGUCAAAGUAUUCUCGAGAUGACUGAUGAUCUAAUAUCUUGCUACAUGGCUCGUUCCUUUUUGUUUCUUCUGAUGUCUUCUUACUCCCCUAUGAUAUUCUCUUCUUCGCUUGCAUUCGUCAAACCCGACUUUGAUCUUUGGAUCUAUGAGCGAGCAUUUGCAACUGGGAGUCGUGUAUUUCCACAUCUGAGAUCGAUACGGGCAUCUCUAUUCUUGUUCUACUCUUGUCGCUGUUUUAUUACGAACCAAAACUCGACCUCUUCGAGGAUUUCUUGUGAAUACAUGUAUACUUUCUUUCUUUUUACUGUUUAACAACCAUGCUUUUAAUAUGAGAAUGAACGCAUGUUCACGACCACCAAGGAUAUCAAAAAGGUUGGUAUAUCAGGUGCUUCCCCGUGUUUUUGUCCAGGAUAAAACAAUCCAGAGAUUUAUACAUCACGUGUCCUCCCAUUGUCUUUGUGGAGGAUAUAACAAGUCCAGCAAUUGGUAUCUCAGGUGCUCGCGGGGUGUUUAUCAAGGAUAUACUAAGUCCAAAGAUCGAUAUAUCAAAUGUCCUUCUAUUGUGUUCGUCGAGGAUAUAGAAAGUCCAGAGAUUCUAUACCAGAUGCCCUCCAAUUGUCUGUGUCGAAGAGUCCGCCGGCCCAAUGAUUGGGCUUUCGGUGCUCCCCAUAGCAAGUCCAAAGGUUGAUAUACCAGGUGCCCUGCCGUUGUGUUUGUCAGGGCAAUUUGUCAACCCUGAUAAAUCAUGCAUCCUUGACAAACGCACACAACUUCCCAACCGGGAAACCGGGCAAUCGUGUCCCCCUUUUCCUCUCUUCCCCUCUUCUUCUCUUCUCUCUCUCACCAUAAUUGCAGCAGACAGUCUCCAUAUACAAAUCAAAGAGUCCUUUCCAGCUUCAAAUCUAUCAUCUUUCUCUUGUCUUUUUCAUCAAAUACCAGCAAUGUCUGCACAGGAAAGUGAGCCUUCCUUUGGUGCAAGUGCUUCUGGCGGCGGUGGCCGUUGUAACAACAACUCUGGAGGUCGUGGAGACCGUGGUGGUCACGGCCGUAUUACAAAAUAU
This is a messenger RNA of Talaromyces stipitatus ATCC 10500, 3478 nucleotides long. RefSeq names its product cell differentiation and development protein Fsr1/Pro11. The record is from RefSeq and is a predicted model, not a curated record. Gene Ontology annotation, molecular function: protein binding. The coding region runs from base 1 to 2439 and encodes 812 amino acids. The transcript has 4 exons. Lineage: Eukaryota; Fungi; Ascomycota; Eurotiomycetes; Eurotiales; Trichocomaceae.